UAUCAGUUUCCUGGGUUGCUGGCAUUUAAAUCCAGCUGGAAAGGGCUGGUGUGCAUCUUUGGAUCAUCUUCCUUCCAAUUAUAUGAAAGCUGCAGGAGAUAUAGAUUUUGCAUAACUCUGUAAAGGAAAUUAUUUUCUAUUUUCCUGUAGUACAGUUUUGGAAGAUUUAUAUUUUUAGCUUUGCAUUAUCACAAAUUUGUAAUUUUUUAUUUGAGAUCCUCAGAGGUCAAAGGCACAGCACAUAGGAAAUCAAAGUAGGGUCUUAUUUUAAUAUUAUAUAUUGCAGAGUCAUAAGAUAUUUUAUUGCAAAUACUAUAAUAGCUUCACAGCUGGAUCAGUGUAUACAACAUUGUAAUUCUCUACUGUAGAUUUAGGUGAUAGAGCAUAGAAUUCUGGUAGCAAAAUGUUCAGCUGGCUGGGAUCUGAUGACAGAAAGAAGGAUCCAGAGGUUUUUCAAACAGUCAGUGAUGGGCUGAAAAAACUCUACAAAACAAAACUGCUUCCCUUGGAAGAUUAUUACAAAUUUCAUGAGUUUCACUCUCCUGCUCUGGAAGAUGCAGAUUUUGAUAAUAAACCAAUGAUCCUUCUAGUGGGACAGUACUCUACAGGGAAAACUACCUUCAUCAGGUACCUGCUGGAGCAGGAUUUCCCAGGUAUGAGGAUUGGUCCAGAGCCCACCACCGAUUCAUUCAUUGCGGUGAUGCAGGGUGAUGUUGAAGGAGUUAUUCCUGGCAAUGCCCUGGUGGUGGAUCCUAAGAAACCUUUUAGAAAACUGAAUGCUUUUGGAAAUGCUUUCCUAAAUAGGUUUGUUUGUGCACAGUUACCUAACCCGGUGUUGGAGAGCAUCAGCGUGAUUGACACUCCUGGGAUCCUGUCUGGUGAAAAGCAGAGAAUUAGCCGAGGGUAUGAUUUUGCUGCAGUGCUUGAAUGGUUUGCAGAGAGAGUAGACCGCAUCAUCCUACUUUUUGACGCUCACAAGUUGGACAUUUCUGAUGAGUUCUCAGAAGUCAUCAAAGCCCUGAAAAAUCACGAAGACAAAAUGCGAGUGGUCCUCAAUAAAGCUGACCAGAUUGAGACCCAACAGCUCAUGAGAGUUUAUGGGGCCCUGAUGUGGUCCUUGGGAAAAAUUGUCAACACUCCAGAGGUCAUAAGGGUCUAUAUUGGAUCCUUCUGGUCACACCCGCUCCUAAUAUCUGACAAUAGAAAGCUGUUUGAAGCUGAAGAGCAAGAUCUUUUUCGAGAUAUUCAAAGUCUUCCACGUAACGCAGCUUUACGGAAACUGAAUGAUCUAAUCAAAAGGGCGCGACUCGCAAAGGUUCACGCAUAUAUAAUUAGUUCUCUGAAGAAGGACAUGCCUGCAGUGUUUGGUAAAGACAACAAAAAGAAAGAACUGAUUGCCAGUCUGGGAGACAUUUAUGCCAGGAUUGAACGAGAGCAUCAGAUCUCCCCAGGAGACUUUCCAAACUUAAAGAAAAUGCAGGAACUUCUGCUAUCUCAAGACUUUACGAAGUUCCAGCCACUGAAGAACAAACUUCUUGAGACCGUGGAUGAGAUGCUGGCACAUGAUAUUGCUCAUCUGAUGGUACUGGUUAGACAAGAGGAGUCUCAGAAACCAUUCCAAAUGGAAGGGGGUGCCUUUGAGGGUACCCAGAAUGGACCAUUUGGCCACGGAUAUGAAGGUGCAGGAGAAGGUAUUGAUGACGAAGACUGGGUGGUGUCCAGGGACAAACCAAUGUAUGAUGAGAUCUUCUACACGCUUUCCCCAGUAAGUAAAGUUACUGGGGCCAAUGCCAAACGAGAGAUGGUUAAGUCUAAGUUACCCAACACAGUUCUUGGAAAGAUUUGGAAACUUGCUGACAUUGACAAGGAUGGAUUACUUGAUGACGAGUUUGCUUUAGCCAAUCACCUUAUCAAAGUUAAACUGGAAGGUCACGAGCUGCCCAAUGACCUACCAUUCCACCUUCUUCCACCAUCCAAAAGAAAAGUGCCAGAGUAAAGAAAAAUAAAUAAUUAUCUUUGCGAGAAGAAAUUAAAAAAAAAUGUUUACUUAAGUUAUACAUAUAAUGUGAAUAAACCGGCUCUGGCGUUUUUGAUUUAUGGGAAUAUUUAUAUAUGAAAAUGAUAAACCCAACUUAACCUUACAUUACACCAUAACAAAGAAGUUAAUCUGAGUAUUUGUUUGCUUCUUUUAAGUACUAAAAAGGGAAGAGCAUCAAAAUCCAAGACUUUCCAUCUACUGACUCUUUUGCAAUGUAUUAUGUAUGUUCCUUUAUGUUUUUAGAGCUUUCUGAAUACCUCAUUGUAUUGUCAGAUUGUGAAUUCAUCAAACGAAUUUCAAGUCUUACGUUGGCUUUAAAUUGUAUAAGGUUUAUAAAGAGAGAUUUCUGUAUGUGUUUUACUAAAUGGACCAAUAGGAAUCUUGACUGUGUAAUUAAGCCUACAAUGCGUCUUUUGACCAAACAUUAAGACCUUCAGCUUAAUUAGAUUUCAUGUUAGAGCAUACUGCGUCUUAAGCCUUCAUAUCAAAUUUAUAUUGAUUCAGUGCUGGGAAAGCGACCGGCUGAGAAAAUGAGACACAGUAGGUUUGUUUAAAAAUGUGUUUGUUUGAAGAUGAUUUCCAUCAAAAUGUUUGUGCUGGUCAUUGUUCUUUGGCAACAAUGAUGGAACAUGAUUUGAUAGCAUGGCAGGAAGUGAAAUACCCUACUUUUUAUAACAAGACUAUCCUUUUAUUUUGCUGGUUUUUAGUUACUGACUUGACUGAACCACAUUAUAUACAAAUAUCUAAAAGCUAUUAUAGGGAUGGAUUAAGAGGUCGAGUAUAAGCAGAAUUGGGUUCCAUCUUACACACACACACACCAUGAAAAAAAAUGAAAGCCAAAAUUAAACUUUCACGAUUCAGAUAGAUCAUGUAAUUUAAGAUGUACUUACUAAUUUACUUCAAUUGUCAAAUUUGCUUUGUUGAAGUGAGUUCAAGAGCAGCAAUGCACUACUGGGAGCUAGUGAUAACAUAUGUUGAGCCAAUUACAAGAGUCAUAUGUGUGUAGACCACCAAUCCAACGGCAAUCUCCAGUAGUAUAUUGCUGCUCCUGAGCCUACUAGAAUAUGCUUUUCUAACAAAGGAUACCAAAGGUAUAUUUGAUUAAUAGAUGUAAACUGAGAAGUGUCUUUAAACUUGCAUGCUCUGCCUCAGCUAUGAAAGUAACUUUUUGGCUGUCAUAUCCCUUUAAGCUAGGUUACCCCUGGAGGAAGAUGUUCAGAAUGAAACUAUAAAUACAUAGGGGUUAUUUUCAUUGCUUGACCCUAGGAUAACUUAUUUGACAAAUAAGUGAUCAGUGUUUUACAUUCUACGUGUUUUAUUGAAACGUAUUCUGCACUUGUUAUUAACCCUUUUAAGCCCCAAUUCUAUAAAAUAAUGUUUCUCUUCAAAAAUACAUGUGUAUGCGUUCAUUUUUGUUUAUUAUCAUACAACAUUUCAUUCUUUAAGGGUCUAUGAUAAAAGCAGGGGUCAUUACUGCUUCAUAUUUAAGCUACCAGAAAGUAUUUGGGCCACAUUUAAAAAAAAAUUCUUGUGAGUUUUAUUUAUCUAUGCAGAUGACCUGCUGUGAUGUUGCACUAAACACAACAAUGAAAAAUAUUGUUACUCACCUCAAAAAUAAUUAAUAAAGAGCUUUAUUUCAUUCUGA
This is a messenger RNA of Bombina bombina (fire-bellied toad), 3683 nucleotides long. Its product is annotated as EH domain-containing protein 3-like. The record is from RefSeq and is a predicted model, not a curated record. Lineage: Eukaryota; Metazoa; Chordata; Amphibia; Anura; Bombinatoridae. Gene Ontology annotation, biological process: endosomal transport; clathrin-dependent synaptic vesicle endocytosis. Gene Ontology annotation, molecular function: GTP binding; protein binding; molecular adaptor activity. Gene Ontology annotation, cellular component: intracellular vesicle; cytoplasm; presynaptic membrane.